Lachancea nothofagi CBS 11611 is the source of this 1074-nucleotide messenger RNA. The record is from the annotation of a GenBank genome assembly. Lineage: Eukaryota; Fungi; Ascomycota; Saccharomycetes; Saccharomycetales; Saccharomycetaceae.
AUGCUCGAGGAUAAAUACAUUGGAUUGGUCCUGGCGAUCACGUCCUCUUUAGCUAUUGGGAGCUCGUUCAUCCUAACGAAAAUGGGACUGAACGCUGCUUCUGAACAAAACAACUUCGAGGGAGCAGGGUAUGAGUAUCUGAAGAAUCCGAUCUGGUGGGGUGGAAUGGCUACCAUGGCUAUUGGAGAGGUGGCAAAUUUUGCGGCUUACACGUUUGCACCUGCCAUCAUGGUAACGCCUUUGGGCGCGCUCUCAGUGAUUAUCGGCGCAAUAUUGGCGGCUGUAUUUCUGAAGGAGGAAUUGGGCACUCUUGGGAAGCUUGGUUGCACCGUGUGUCUUCUGGGCUCCGUGAUCAUCAUCUUGCAUGCGCCGUCAGACAAGGAUAUUCAAACGGUGGAUGAAAUUCUAGGAUACGCACUGCAACCUGCAUUUCUGUGCUACGCCCUUUUAGUCGCGGUAUUUACUGUAUUCAUGAUCACCAGAGUCGUUCCCACCUACGGUACAAAGAAUCCAAUCGUUUACAUCUCGAUUUGUUCAACCGUGGGGUCGAUCUCGGUAAUGUCGAUCAAAGCGUUUGGAAUAGCGUUGAAACUAACCUUGAGUGGUAACAAUCAGUUCACUCAUUUGUCCACCUACUUCUUCAUCACUGUUGUAGUGGUAUGCAUCAUGACCCAAAUGAACUACUUUAAUAAAGCCCUGGAUCAAUUUGAUACGUCAAUUGUCAAUCCAUUGUACUACGUGACUUUCACGACCGCAACGCUAGUGGCGUCGUUCAUUUUGUACCGCAAUUUUGAUCAAAGCGAUCACAAGGACUCUGUCUCGUUAGUAUGUGGAUUUCUGAUUAUUUUUACUGGGGUCUACUUGUUAAAUUUGGCUAGAAAGAAGAACCACGACAAAUUGUUCAGUCAUCAGUCAGACGUGGAAAAUAUUCCCCUAGAUAACAAUGUUGGAGGGUUCACUGUGAGAAAAUCCUUCCAAGGUACGCACCAUCGAGUAGCAUCUCAAACUUAUCAAAGCGAAGAAAUGGUUCAUUUGACACGAGAUGAUUCAGACAUCGACAGGUUCAGAGUUUAG